UUGUUAAGCGGUGGUGUGUCUUCAAGUGUCGUGCAUGCAUUUUAUGCAUCUGUUGCUUUGCAUGCACUCUCUCUCCUCCCCCUCUCUCCUCCUCUCUCUCUCUCUCUCUCUCUCUCUCUCUCUAAAUACACGCUUUCUCUCCUGGUCUUGCCCACACAGACCCCCAAAAAUCCCACUCGCCGUUACGACUAAUUACGUUCGUGAACGGUAAAACACAGCUGACUGAGUUUUGACUCGUUUCUUCUUCUUCUUCUUCUUCAUCAGCUCACUCUAUCGAGCUCGCCCCGCAGCCUCCGCCGUUUCUGGGCAGUUUCCAGAGUGUGUUUCUGCUCUGUUCUUGGAUGACUAGUGGUUUUCGAGAUUUGGGUUUCGAUUUGGGGUUCGAUUUGGAUAAAACAAGGGUUUGAAGAGUUUGAAUUUGGGGCAAUGGACUCCAAGAUUUGCAUGAAUCCUUCGUGUAGGACGGCCAAUACGCACGAAUGGAAGAAAGGUUGGCCUUUGCGAACUGGUGGAUUUGCCCAUCUCUGCAACAAGUGCGGAGUUGAGUAUGAGAAUUCAGUUUACUGCAAUACAUUCCAUUCUGGGGAAACUGGUUGGAGGGACUGCAAUUUGUGCCACAAGCCUCUCCACUGUGGAUGCAUAGUCUCAGAGACAUUGUAUGAGUGCCUGGAUUUUGGGGGUAUAGGUUGUAUUGGCUGUGCUUCUCAACCUCGUGUGAUCCAGAACGAUGAUGUGUUAAAUGGAUUUGGUGGAUUGAAAAUAAGUAAUUCUGGUGAUCAGCAAUCUACAGUUCCUCAGAAUGGAGCAUUAAGUGAUACUGCCAACGAGGGAAAACUUUUGCAAUUGUGCCAAGUCAUGGAGGCCAAUGAAUCCAACCUUUCGUCUCAAUCUCAGAGAGGUGAUAUAAAUGUAUCUCCUGUGCAAACCAAACGAGAAGAAGUUACUUAUCCUAAGGGGGAAGUUGGCCCAGGAUUUUCAAGUGUCACUAGACCAUCUAUUGGAUCAUUAACAUUUACCAAACCAGACAAUGGUAGAAUAAUGAUAGGGGUCAAAGAUAUGAAUAAUCCAUCCUCUGAGCCGUCUUUGAGUAUGACUUUGGGAGGCCCGUCUGCAACUCCAAAUUUUGCUCAACCCUUUACUGGGGGAAUUUUGGAGGGAAGAGAUCAGAGCAAGAUGCCUUCUUCCUUCCAGCAGGGGCAAAAAAUUCGGCCUAUUUUGCCCAGACCCUUGAGACCUCCCUCUCCUGUUCACCAUGUGCGUGUUGCAAGGCCACCUUCUGAAGGGCGAGGGAAGAGUCAGUUACUUCCCCGAUACUGGCCAAGGAUUACUGACCAAGAGCUACAGAAAUUAGCUGGAGAUUUGAAUUCUACUAUUGUGCCACUGUUCGAGAAGGUGCUAAGUGCCAGCGAUGCAGGUCGAAUUGGUCGUCUGGUUCUCCCAAAAGCAUGUGCUGAGGCAUACUUUCCUCCUAUUUCUCAAUCAGAAGGCCUUCCUAUAAGGAUUCAAGAUGUCAAGGGUAAUGAAUGGACGUUUCAGUUCAGAUUUUGGCCAAAUAAUAAUAGCAGGAUGUAUGUUUUAGAAGGAGUAACACCUUGCAUACAGUCUAUGCAACUUCAAGCUGGUGAUACCGUGACAUUCAGUCGGAUAGAUCCUGGAGGCAGACUUGUAAUUGGGUUCCGAAAGGCAUCAAGAAGUUUAGAUAUGCAGGACCCCCAAACAUCUUUCCUUCCCAAUGGAACUCCUGGGGAAACUUCCUGUCCUAGUGUCGUUGAGAAUCUGGUAUCAGGAAGUGGUCAGUCUAGUCUUUAUCAAACAAAUACGGGAAGCAAAGACCCUUACCUAAAUGCUCUAUCAGGACAUUUGCAUUUGGCUGAUGGGGAUACGAGUUUGCAUAAUUGUGAGAACCAUAGUCACUUAACAAGUGAGGAUUUACUGCAGCGGCCAGUGUCAAAUUCUGACAAGAAGAGGGCCCGAAAUAUUGGGCCUAAAAGUAAGAGGUUGCUCUUGCAUAGAGAAGAUGUUCUAGAGCUGAGACUGACUUGGGAAGAAGCACAGGACUUGCUUCGUCCACCCCCGAGUGUCAAACCAAGCAUUGUAACUAUAGAAGAUCAUGAAUUCGAAGAGUAUGAUGAGCCUCCAGUGUUUGGGAAGAGAUCUCUAUUCAUUGCCGAAUCUGAGAGACAAGAACAAUGGGCUCAGUGUGAUGAUUGCUUUAAGUGGCGGAGGUUGCCUGUCAACGUUUUUCUUCCUCCAAAGUGGACAUGCUCUGAAAAUUCUUGGGAUAUGAACAGGUGCUCAUGUUCUGCACCAGAGGAGGUGAGCCAAAAGGAAUUAGAUAAUCUUCUAAGGCCAAGCAUAGAUUUAAAGAAGCGAAGAAUCGUAGUAAACCAUAAUGAAGCCCAAGAACAUGAACCUUCUGGCUUGGAUGCCCUGGCGAGUGCUAGUGCUGCCAUUCUGGGAGAUAAUGUGGAUUACUCUGGUGAGCAAUCACUUGGAGCCACAACCAGACAUCCACGCCAUCGCCCAGGCUGCACUUGCAUAGUAUGUAUUCAACCCCCGAGCGGGAAGGGCAAGCACAAGCCAACAUGCACAUGCAACGUGUGCAUGACAGUAAAACGGCGCUUCAAAACCCUCAUGAUGAACAAGAGGAAACGCAAAUCAGAACGUGAAGCGGAGAAUGCCCAUAGGGAUAAUAAUGACCACAAGGACGAAUCAGAAAUGAAUGGCACAUCAACAGAGAUCGAGUUGCAUAUGAAUCACUCAUCGGAGAAUGGAAGCAGCAGCGAGAAGAGAAUUGAAGCUGACGUGGCUGAAAGUUCAUGUGCUGGACAAAUUGAUCUGAAUUGUGAGCCCAAACACAAUUAUGUGCAGGUUUCAGGAUUGAACUUGUUGAGGCUUACUGACGCUGUUGCUUGCCAACCAGUAAAGAACGGCACGAAGGAAAGUUUCCUCACAAACAAGAUGUGUGAGCCACAGGCUGGUCUUGGUUCUUCUUUACUUGCACAAGAGACUGCGGAGACUGACAGACUCCUGUGUAAUGAAGGCAGCCUUUCGUCCGUAGCAGCGUGGGACUUGGAGGGUAGAGGUGGUGAGGACUGAAACAAUCGGACCGUCGCCCUUCUUUUUUGUCGGAAGUAUAUCCUUAUUUUGCUUUAUUUAUAGAGGCCAGUGCUAUACAUCUCUACCAGUUCUUCACAGCCAGUGAAUGUAAUCUGUUCUUUUUGCAUGAACGCUACCCUUUUGCGGCAAUCGGUUUUGGACGAGAUUACUUAAAAAAUCAAUCUUAUGGAAAAAAAAAAUCCAUCACUUAUUAACUGUUAA
Molecule: messenger RNA, 3321 nt
Organism: Pyrus x bretschneideri (Chinese white pear)
Lineage: Eukaryota; Viridiplantae; Streptophyta; Magnoliopsida; Rosales; Rosaceae
Product: B3 domain-containing transcription repressor VAL2
Exons: 13
Coding region: 427-3099 (890 amino acids)
Molecular function (GO): zinc ion binding; DNA binding
Source: RefSeq, a predicted model, not a curated record